Molecule: messenger RNA, 1566 nt
Organism: Ostrea edulis (European flat oyster)
Lineage: Eukaryota; Metazoa; Mollusca; Bivalvia; Ostreida; Ostreidae
Product: medium-chain specific acyl-CoA dehydrogenase, mitochondrial-like
Exons: 12
Coding region: 117-1385 (422 amino acids)
Biological process (GO): medium-chain fatty acid catabolic process; fatty acid beta-oxidation
Cellular component (GO): mitochondrion
Molecular function (GO): medium-chain fatty acyl-CoA dehydrogenase activity; flavin adenine dinucleotide binding
Source: RefSeq, a predicted model, not a curated record
AUUAGCUCGGGCUCGGGAUUUGAUUUUAUGCAACCGAGCCGAAAUAGGUUGCCUAACAAACACCAAUAGCUGACCUAGAAGAAACUACUGGAUAUUUUGACAUUUAGAAGAAAAUUAUGACAUCUUUGAGGCAGCUACCCCAGAAGUUGGGCUGUCUGUUGCGACAAGUUCCCAGAAGAUGUUACUCAGUGGCUACACAGGCCAGCGCAGAGCAGACUGGCUCCGGAGUCAACUUCGAAUUAUCUGAUGAACAGAAAGAGUACAGAGAUUUAGCUAGGAAAUUCUGUCGGGAGGAGAUUGUGCCUAGUGCCCCUCAUUAUGACAAAACAGGGGAGUACCCCUGGGACGUUAUUAAGAAGGCCCAUGAUUUGGGUCUGAUUAACAUGCAUAUUCCCAAGGAGCAGGGCGGACUUGAUCUCGGGAUCUUUGAUACCUGUCUUGUGACGGAGGAACUAGCGUACGGGUGUACAGGAAUACAGACAGCUAUUGAAGCCAACUCACUGGGGCAAAUGCCUGUGAUACUUGCUGGGAACAAAGCUCAGAAGGACAAAUAUUUAGGACGGAUGUUGGAGGAACCUUUGAUGUGUGCCUAUUGUGUGACAGAACCCGUAGCUGGAUCGGAUGUUGCAGGGAUCAAAACCAAAGCUGUAAAGAAAGGAAACGAAUAUGUCUUAAAUGGUCAGAAAAUGUGGAUCACUAAUGGCGGCCAUGCUAACUGGUACUUCGUAUUGGCACGUACUGCAGAAGACCCCAAAACAUCAGCAGGCAAAGCUUUCACAGGGUUCAUUGUAGACAGGGAUUCACCAGGGGUCACUGUUGGAAGAAAGGAAUGGAACAUGGGACAGAGAGCCUCAGACACCCGUGGGAUCAGUUUUGAAGAUGUGGUAGUUCCUGCGGAAAAUGUACUAGGAGCAGAAGGAAUGGGAUUUAAGAUUGCUAUGGGAGCCUUUGACAAAACACGACCCCCGGUGGCAGCAGGGGCUGUAGGUCUGGCACAGAGAGCUCUGGAGGAGGCCACAAAGUACUCCAUGGAAAGGAAGACCAUGGGAAAACUCAUCUGCGAGCACCAAGCCGUGGCCUUUAUCCUGGCUGACAUGGCGAUCGGUGUGGAGACCGCCAGACUGGCCAUGCAGAGGGCAGCCUGGGAAAUUGACCAGGGAAGGAGAAACACUUAUUUUGCCUCCAUUGCCAAGGCCUUGGCUGGGGAUGUCGCUAACAAAUGUGCCACAGAUGCUGUACAGGUAUUCGGAGGAAAUGGCUUCAAUUCAGAGUAUCCCGUAGAAAAAUUGAUGAGAGAUGCAAAAAUUUAUCAGAUCUAUGAAGGCACGGCCCAGAUCCAACGGAUGAUCAUCUCCAGAGAAUUACUGACCAAAGCCAAUAGCUAGGAAUAAACCGUAGUGUAUAUUGUGAGCACCUGGGUUUUUUAUUUCUGACACUGGCAUACCACACAAUGUAUCUUAAACAGGAUACAGAGGAACAAGAUCUUCAGAUGUACAUGUAUUUACAAUCCACUCUGUGAUUUACAUCUUUGGUAUCUAAAGUAAUUAAACUAGUAUUUAAUACUAA